AUGAUGGCUGAUAAAAACCAGCAAAGUGUUCCGAAUGGAAUGCCUCCGUUCCCUGGAGCUAAUUUAAUUUCACCAAAUAGUCAAGUAGAACCUAUACAAUCAUCUGUAAAUAAUAGUCCUAUAUCAACUUUGCAACAGAAAAGUGUUACAUCAGUUGCCAACGGCCAAAUUUUUCAAAAUGUUAAAAGGUCGAAUACAAUUACAAGUAGUGCCAGUAAUUAUCAAUUUCAUCAGUCCCCCUCAAUAUUUCCAACAACAAGACAACAAACACCAUUGUUAUCAUCUAAACCUAGUUUGCCUGGUAAUCCUCUAGUAGAACCAAAUCAAAAUAUUUCUUCUAAUCCUAAUCAAAUGAAUUCGUCAAAUGUUUCCGGAACUCAGUGGAAAAAUAUUCCUCAUUCUGCUGGUGCUUCGAUGCCAUCCAAUUUGCAAUCCAACAGACAAAAUAUUAUAAAACCCACUCCUAUAAUUCCUAAUAAAUUAAAUAAUUCAAAUUCUAAUAUAAAUAAUUUAUCUAUGCAACCUCCUAGCAGCAACGAUGCAGUUUCUCAAAAUGAACAAAUGGCUAAGGUAAAUUCUACUGGUUUUCAGUAUUCAAAUAAAUCAAUCCCUGGUCCUGGUGGUCCUGGCCCCAAUCCCAUUCCUCGUUUAUUGUCUCAGCCUCAAACCAUUAAUAAACCAUUAGGUGGGCCACCAAUCACAACCACUCCUCACAGUGGUUUUGUAUUGAAACCAUCACCUUAUGACAAACCUAAUAUUCCCAAUAUGAAUAGUUCUCUCUAUGGUACACCUACUUCACAAAAAGUAAAUCUUUUACAACAGCCCCCUCAUCAAAAUUUAUCAAGUUCAGAGCCCAAUAUUCCUCAACAGUUUCCUCCACCCGUCUCCGAAUCGUCAUCAUCAUCAUCAUCAUCACAACCUAUGAGUUUAACUGGACCGCCUCUAGGAUAUUUACCACAGCAAACAGUUGGAAGUCAGCAAUAUCCUUUGAAAACUACUGCUCCAAACACACUGAAUAGUGGGGAUAGGCAUUCUUUGCAUGGUUACCCAAAGCCAGAUCAAGGACCGAGGAUGUAUCAAAAUCAAUUUUCGGGUCAAAUGGGACCAUUACCACCUCCACCCUUACCGGGUGAAAUUCCGCCAUCAAAAAACGCACACAACAUGCAAAAUUCAUAUAAUCGAAUGCCUUCGAACGCUGUUGCAAACAAUAUGAAACAUUUAGGUAUGCAUGCAUUAGGGCAAGGAAUGGAAAGGAUGUCUGUAACUCAGCACGGAUACAAUAAAUUAUGGGGUACUGAAACUGUUGAUUUGCUUCAAUGCAGAAACAUCUUGCCUCCUCAAAAAGUUACACCACCACCGAUUAGAUUACAUCAAGAGUUCAUGGAUAGUGUCAAUUGCAGUUCUGAAAUAUUUUGCUGCACUUUAAAUAAAAUACCUGAAACCAAUAGUUUAUUACAAAAAUCGAGACUGCCCUUAGGAAUAUUGAUUCAUCCAUUUAGAGAUUUAAGUCAGUUGGCCGUUAUUCAAUGUUCUUCUAUAGUCAGGUGUAGAGCUUGCAGAACGUAUAUUAAUCCGUUUGUUUAUUUCGUCGACAAUAAACGUUGGAAAUGUAAUUUGUGCUUUCGCGUUAAUGAAUUACCGGACGAAUUUCAAUUCGAUCCUGUAUCGAAAACCUACGGUGAUCCAUCCAGACGACCUGAAAUUAGGAGUUCAACCAUAGAAUUUAUCGCUCCUUCAGAGUACAUGUUGAGACCUCCUCAACCUGCUAUUUAUUUGUUUUUAUUGGACGUUUCACGUUGGGGUUGCGAUUCCGGUUAUUUGGAAACGCUGUGUUCUGUCCUCUUAGAAGAAUUAGACAAUAUACCCGGAGAUUCCAGAACUCAAAUCGGUUUCAUACUUUUCGAUUCGACCAUACAUUUUUUUUCAAUUGCAGAAAAUUACAAUCAAGCUCACGAAAUGGUCGUGUCGGAUAUCGAUGAUGUUUUUCUGCCGACUCCGGAUAGUCUUUUAGUUAAUUUAAAUGAAAAUAGACAGCUUAUAAAAGAUUUAUUACACGAGCUACCUAAAAAAUAUGCGGAAUCUUUCGAUACGAAUUCUGCAUUAGGACCAGCACUACAAGCGGCUUAUAAAUUAAUGUCUCCCACGGGUGGAAGGAUAACGGUUUUUCAAAGUUGUUUGCCCAACAAAGGACCGGGAGCGUUGAGUCCUCGAGAGGAUCCAAAUAAUAGAUCGUCGAAAGAUGUUAGAAAUUUAGGACCUCAAACUGAUUUUUAUAAAAGAUUAUCAUUGGAUUGUUCAACGCAACAAAUAUCCGUAGAUAUAUUUUUAGUGAGUUCGCAAUAUUCGGAUUUAGCAACUUUAGGUGGAAUUUCACAGUUUUCCGGUGGUUGUAUUUAUCAUUUCCCAUUAUUUAGAAGAAUAAAUCCUUUGAGCAACGAAAGAUUAGUACGAGCUCUCAGACGAUAUUUAACGAGGAAAAUCGGUUUCGAAGCCGUUAUGAGAGUUCGAUGUUCGAGGGGUUUAUCAAUUCACACGUUUCACGGGAAUUUUUUCGUUCGAAGUACGGAUUUAUUGAGUUUACCAAACGUUAAUCCGGAUGCCGGAUUCGGUAUGCAAAUAGCCAUCGAAGACAGUUUGUUCGAAUUGCAGUGCGUUUGUUUUCAAGCAGCCGUACUUUACACUUCGGCCAAAGGGGAACGAAGAAUCAGAGUGCAUACGUUAUGCCUACCCGUGUCAUCAAAUCUAACGGAUAUAAUGACGUCAGCGGAUCAACAAGCCAUCGUUGGACUUUUGUCGAAAAUGGCCGUGGAUAGAUCGUUAAAGUCAAAUUUGUCAGAUGCGAGAGAAGCAUUUAUCAAUGCGGCCAUCGACAUUUUAUCGGCGUAUAAAUUAGUCGAAACAUCCGGUAGUCAAAAUACAAUAUUGGCUCCCGUUAAUCUUUCUUUGAUACCCUUAUACAUAUUAGCUUUGUUAAAAUCGACUGCUUUUAAAACUGGUCAAAAUACAAGAUUAGAUGACAGGGUUUAUGCGAUGUCACAAUUGAAGACGUUGCCUCUUAGAGAAUUAAUUCAAUCGGUACAUCCGGAUUUGUAUCACGUGACACAUUUAGACGAUCAAACUGGUGUCGAAUUCGAAGAGAAAUUAGUUGCACAACCUGCGAGGUUAACACUUUCCAGCGAACAUUUGGAUUCGAGAGGUGCUUUCCUGUUGGACACUCCGGAAGUCAUUUAUUUAUUAAUCGGGAAAAACAUAAGUCAAGAUUUCCUGGUUAAUAUAUUCGACGUUCGAGACGUUAGGCAAAUCAAUAAAGAUGCGGUCGAUUUACCAGAGUUGGAAAACGAUGCGAGUGAAAAACUACGGCAUUUUAUAAAUUUUUUACAAGCGGAAAAACCCUGGCCGGCCGUCGUUAAAAUAGAAACCGAACCAAAUUCUAUAGCGCCAUUUUUCAUAAACGAUAAAUCGGAAAAUGCACUUUCAUAUUACGAAUUACUUCAUCACGUUAAAGCUCAGUUAAAGUGA
Messenger RNA from Pediculus humanus corporis (human body louse), 3519 nucleotides. Its product is annotated as protein transport protein Sec24A, putative. Gene Ontology annotation, cellular component: COPII vesicle coat; endoplasmic reticulum exit site. Gene Ontology annotation, biological process: COPII-coated vesicle cargo loading; endoplasmic reticulum to Golgi vesicle-mediated transport; intracellular protein transport. The transcript has 14 exons. The coding region runs from base 1 to 3519 and encodes 1172 amino acids. Gene Ontology annotation, molecular function: zinc ion binding; SNARE binding. Lineage: Eukaryota; Metazoa; Arthropoda; Insecta; Psocodea; Pediculidae. The record is from RefSeq and is a predicted model, not a curated record.